Linum trigynum is the source of this 3706-nucleotide messenger RNA. NCBI's taxonomy places the organism in Eukaryota, Viridiplantae, Streptophyta, Magnoliopsida, Malpighiales, Linaceae. The record is from the annotation of a GenBank genome assembly.
GCUACUAUACUGGGUAUGGAGUUCUAGGGUUAGACGGGAUGUGCCAACUGGCGAGUUUAGGUUAUAUGUGUGAAUGGGUCCUAUAGUGUUCGAGGCGACCAAACCGUUGCUAUAGGUAGCCUUCCUAGAUGAACCUCAGUGUGGACGGUGGAUAGUGUCCAUUGAAAUGAGACAUAAGCUUAAUGCCCCAGACAUAAUUGAAACACCCUAACCCGGCCGGGCGGGUACUACUUUUACUAAAAUGCCCUUGACAAAUAAAAUACUCAAAUCUUAAAUUGCAGCGGGAAAAAUUUUCAUAAAUAAAAUACUGAAAACACACUUGUGGUUCCGAGCAAAGCCCUAACACGUGGGCAAAUUAAACUCAAACUUUAAAAUCUCAAUCUGAUCACAAAAUAAUCUCAAGUCUGUACUCAUAAUCAUAAAUGUAAGUAACUAAUACUCUGAAGUUGUUGCUACUGAAAUCCUUGACUAAGCAUCCUCCGUGACGCUUAUACUGCUCUCCUCUAGCUGGCUGCCCUCGAACUCGCUGCUCACUAACUGCUCCUCUAGCUCCUCAAACUGGUGAGUGAGAUGGGGUCAGUCUACGCCCUUACGUUUUAGUAAUUUUAAUACUUGAAUACUUUACUUUAACACUUAACUUCAACUAGUGGAAGUUGCUUGUACUUCCAACUUAAGAUAUUGACUCUUAAACUUGAGGGAGUUGAAGUUACUCCACUCUCUUAAAGCUCAAAUCUUGACUUAAAUCUUUUGAAUGACAAGGGGAUCCCUCACUAGCUAGUAUGGUUGCCAACUCAUACGUAUGAGAAGCCAUCAAGGUUUUCCUUAAACUUAAACUUAGUUAGGGAAGUCGUAACGAUUCAUCCCCCCAACAUCUCAAACUUAUUGUGGUGGCUCUUCACCACGAUUCUCAAGAGCAUAACUGCUGCUCAUCUUAAAAGUCUCGAGAGCAUAACUGCUGAUCUAUCUCAAACUGUCUCAAAAGGGCAACGGACUGGCGCUAGUGACUAAAAACACUUAAAACGAUUUCACCUUCUUGAAGCUGAGUUACUUCUUAAAAAGAACUUGUUUCUUACUUCAACAAUAACUUAGAAACUUAAAGCUUAAAUCUAAAUAAGAACUCAUGCACAUUCACAUCAAACAUAGCUCAAACAAAAUCACAUAUCAUCAACCAUAAGCACAAUCAAAUACCAACAUUCACUUCAUCUAAAUACUCAAGACUUGAAAUUCUUGAAAGAACACAUAAGGCGUAGAAUUUACCCCCUUUACACUCACCUCUAAUCCGUCGAAACCAACUCUGAAUCUUCUCUAACAUUUCCAUACUUGCUCCAUCUAAAUUCUCCUCGCGCUCACGAUUCCAUAGGUGCUGACGAUUCCUUGAUCGGACGUCAAUUGAUCGAGUUAUGACCAAAAUAAAUAUUCUGUCAGCUUAAAAGUUCUAGGUACCGAAAUUGAAAUUUUUCCAGUCAACAUAGUUGACCACGACCCUGCUGUAAAAUUACCGAAAUGAUCCACAAACUUUUCGAAUUGUCUGUAGUGGUACCUGAACUUGACAGAUUUCCGGCCAAACUUUCGAUGCUCGUUUCUCCCUCGUCUGACGUCAGAAUCCGAUUUCGUCAACGCGGUGAUGAUCCUGGGAUCGUCCUCUUCGCGAUGAUAACCACCACUCAAAGAAAAUUGGAAGUCGCCUACGCCGGGAUCGUUGUCGGAAGUCGGAACUGCUUGUCUUCUUCUCCUAACAAGUCGUCCUCAACUCCGUGUGAAACUUGUCCAGGCGAUUCGCGAUGAAGCGUUGGUGGUCGUGGAAGAGGCGCCAGUUGAGCCCAUCGUCUUCCAGAAUCCAACCUUGUCCUCAACCCCGCCACUAUGCAUUUGAUCAUGUACUUAUAUAUAUUCACCUUCGGGUUUUGAUUUUCCAUCGCACAGUCCGAGAUUGAUCUUUUGAGGAAAAAGGGUCGGAAUUAAAAACUUCGGUAACAGCUUGAAGGGGGUCCUUUGGAGGUUGAGAAGCAUCUCCACGGCUUUCUGAUGAACUGAAGUCUCCACAUAAUCAGAAUGAUGAUUGAUGGUGAUCUUUGUAUCGGUUGAAACUGCAGGCGGUCAAUUCGUCAUCUUCAUCGUCGGAGACCGGGAAAUCUCCUUAUAUGAAUCUUGAAGGCAGUGAAGUUGUGGAAAAAAAUCUAAAGCUCCUAAUCAGCCAUGGUUUUCAUUGGUAGAGGAUCGGUCGGUUUUGUGGAUACCAGAGGGUUGUGUUAGUUUUUUUUUCUUCCCGAGCACCAGGGUUGACGGCAUCCUGUAUGUUCCAAUGGGAUUUAUGCUAUUGAGGAGAAGAGAUGGAACCGAGAGAAACAUUAGGUUUUCCUAGGUUCAAUUGCCACCGGGGUCAUUUUGGGAAUUUCACAGUUACGAGUGAUUUUAACCCGAAACUCAAUUUAUGCCCGAAACUUUCUCAUUUUAUGUCAAAAUUUGACACCGCUUGAAUCGAUAGUUCACAUUUUUAGUCCUUCUCGACAUUACUGUGAAAUUUGACAAAUUUGGACCGAGGGCAUAAUCGUCAUUUCGGCUUAGCAAAAGAUGUGGUGUAACAAUAAUAGCGUAGAUCGAGGUGACUGGAACAUGGGUUUAGGGGAGGGUGUACUCGGAGGCGUGUGGAUAACCACGAAAGCCCACGGAAAAGAGCUCACUCACCACAUUCGAUAACCCUAAGUAUCUAUAUAUGCAUAGUGACCCUAAGCUAGGGGGAGGGAUAGUUCCCCGAAGUACCUGCUUUUAGCUUUUAUCAAUCUCUAGACUAGUGUUUCCUCAUAUCUUCCACUUAAAACCUCAACAACCGAUUAACUAAUUAGCAACUAGGUGGGAAGUAGGCUAGGUACCGGGACCCGAGUAGAAUACGACCUUGAUUACCACUAUACGGCAACGUCGUUCUAGGUUAAACUUGGCCUAGGAUGGUUAGUUAUUGAUACUUGCUAACCUCUGACAAUAACCUCCAUGAAUUCAAGUGAUCAAGCUUUUUGGCGCCGUUGCCGGGGACCCUUGGUAACUAGUAAAAAACCAUUAAGUUGUUAGUUAGUCUUUACCUUGCUUUAUUUGUUUUGUGUUGUGUUUGAUUUUUGUUUUGUGUGUUUAUUUCUUGUUUUGCUUUUUUCGUAUGUGUUUCAUUGUUUGUUUUGUUUUCCAACUUUGUACGUUACGGGUUGUUGAGGUUGUGUUUUGUAUCACUGUUGUAUGCGAAGAAGUGAUUCCUUGGAAAUAUUACCUCUUGAUUAUGAAAUCAAGAGAACCCUUUGGAAUCUAAGAAGAUUUGAAAAACCUCAAACUCCACGAAUGGCAGUGCCUCAACCUCAAGUAAUACGAAGGUCCAAGGCGAAGAACAAUAAGAUUUUAUUCUUGUCCAUGAACCAAUGACAUUCACGCCCGGUACUUUACCCUACUCUCACGGGGCAGGAUUGUGAGAUCACGCCGGGUAUGAUUUCAUUGAUCAAGACCGAUUACCAAUUCAAAGGGGAAAGGAGGAAAUCCCCCAUCUUCAUGUAGAGGAAUUCCUCCUCCUUACCAAUGGGUUGAAUGUGAAUGAAGAUGUUAGAGAUUUGGUCCGCCUACUCUUUUUUCCCUUCUCCAUUUCUGGAGAAUCUCGGAAGUGGUUCAUGAGUCAACCCCACCACUCUAUCACUUCUUGGGAGGAGCUUUGCAAUAAAUUCCUUAACAGAUC